Molecule: messenger RNA, 759 nt
Organism: Cajanus cajan (pigeon pea)
Lineage: Eukaryota; Viridiplantae; Streptophyta; Magnoliopsida; Fabales; Fabaceae
Source: RefSeq, a predicted model, not a curated record
AUGAAUUGGCUAACUGAGAUCGAGAAGAUCUUCAAUGUCAUGGAUUAUCCCCUCACUCAGAAGGUGAAGUUGGCCACCUUCAUGUUGACUGCUGAUGCUCACUUUUGGUGGGAAGGAGCACUUCGGAGAAUGAUUGAUGGAGAGGUGCACUUGAAUUGGGACAACUUCAAGAAAGCUUUUCUUGAGAAGUAUUUCCCGGAUGAUGUGAGGAGUCGGAAAGAAAUGGAAUUCCUUGAGCUGAAUCAAGGGAAUGACAUAAUGGCAGAGUAUGCUGCCAAAUUUGAUGCUUUGGUCCGUCAUUGUACACACUACCAUGGUGAGGGUGGUGAAAGGGCUAAAUGCAUAAAAUUUGUAAAUGGUCUAAGUCCUGAAGUGAAAACUGCAAUUAACUAUCAAGAGAUAUAUCACUUUCCCACUCUAGUCAAUAAGUGCAGCAUUUAUGAUCGUGACAACUGUGAUCGUGCUGCUUUCUAUAAAGGAGUUGGAGGUCCUAUCCGUGCUGUGAAUUCUAGUACUUCAAGAAGAAGUAAGCCUUACUCUACUCCUACUAGAUUUCAAGGGAGUAAAGCUGCUGCUAAUAAGAGCAAGUCAUUUACAAGAGGAUCUACUGUUAGUGCUACUGGAAGUGUUGGAGGGUCUGUGUCCACUCCUUCAGUAAGAUGCUGGAAGUGUGGACAUGUUGGUCAUAAUCAGUCUGACUGUCGUGACAAGGAGAUUACCUACUUCAACUGCAAUGGUAAAGGUCACAUCAGCACCUAA